Molecule: messenger RNA, 4127 nt
Organism: Coffea eugenioides
Lineage: Eukaryota; Viridiplantae; Streptophyta; Magnoliopsida; Gentianales; Rubiaceae
Product: pentatricopeptide repeat-containing protein At1g73710-like
Exons: 2
Coding region: 45-3152 (1035 amino acids)
Molecular function (GO): protein binding
Source: RefSeq, a predicted model, not a curated record
UCAAGGAACAGAGAACAAUUUAUGCAAGAAAAGUAAGAAAAAUUAUGAUGCUCCUGACGAAUACUUGCAGAUGCAUAGAGCUUUCACCAGUGGGAAAUCAAGAAAAUCUCCAAAACUCAAUCCAAAGCCACAUCUUUUCCCCACCAAGUAAGCUUCAAAACUUCAAUUCUCCUUUCAGUUUCAGGGUUUUUAUGGGGUUUAGCUUGCAUACAAAAAACUUUUCAUCCAAAAAGCAAAGAUGGGAACUAAGCUCAAAUUCGCGAACUAAUCAGACCCUUUACAGAACAGUGAAAAUCCCACAAGCCCAGAAGCAAAACUUUAAAGAAAAUGGGGUUGUAGUAGGGUUUAAGCUGCAGUGCUGUUCAAAGGCUGCAACUUUACCAACAAGAAGUGUAGGUAGUACUAAGAAAAGAAGGUACGGUGGCAUUUUGCCUUCAAUUUUACGGUCUCUAGAAAGCGAAAAUGAUGUUGAAAAGGUUCUUGAGUUGCAUUAUGGGAAGCUUAAUGCUAAGGAGUUGACUGUUAUUCUCAAAGAGCAAGGUAGGUGGGAGAAGGUUUUGAGGGUGUUUGAGUGGAUGAAGUCACAGAAAGAGUAUGUCCCUAAUGUGAUUCAUUAUAAUGUUGUGCUUAGGUCGUUGGGGAGGGCGAAAAAAUGGGAUCAAUUGAGGCUUUGUUGGAUUGAAAUGGCAAAAAAAGGUGUUUUGCCGACAAAUAAUACGUAUGGGAUGCUGGUUGAUGUGUAUGGGAAAGCAGGUCUCGUGAAAGAGGCACUUCUGUGGAUUAGGCAUAUGAAGUUGAGGGGGCUAUUCCCAGAUGAGGUGACAAUGAAUACCGUGGUGAGGGUAUUGAAGGAUGCAGGGGAAUAUGAUAGAGGGGAUAGGUUUUAUAAGGAUUGGUGUGCUGGGAAAAUUGAACUGGAUGAUCUUGAUUCGAUGGAUGAUGUGCAAUCCAAGGAUGGGUUGGGACCUGUUAGUUUGAAGCAUUUUCUAUUAACUGAACUUUUCAGGACAGGCAGUAGAAACAGUCUUUCUAGUGAUUGGGGUUCAACUGAUGGAGAAAUGUCUGUUCAAAAACCAAGGCUUACAGCUACGUAUAAUACUUUGAUUGAUUUGUACGGGAAGGCAGGGCGGUUGAAAGAUGCUGGAGAUGUGUUUGCAGGCAUGUUAAGUUCUGGGGUGGCUAUGGAUACAAUUACUUUUAACACCAUGAUUUUCAUUUGUGGAAGUCAUGGUCAUUUGUCGGAGGCAGAGGCUUUGCUUGAUGAGAUGGAAAAGAAGGGAAUAAAUCCUGAUACAAAGACCUACAAUAUUUUCUUAUCUUUGUAUGCAGAUCAGGGAAAUGUAGAUACUGCUCUUCAGUAUUAUCACAAGAUAAGGGAAGUUGGUCUUUUUCCCGAUGAAGUAACCUUUAGGGCAGUUCUUCAGCUACUAUGCAAGAGGAAUAUGGUUCAAGAGGUAGAGGCUGUCAUUGAAGAAAUGGAGAAAUCAGGCAAGCAUAUUGAUGAUCACUCUCUUCCUGUUGUUAUGAAGAUGUAUGUCGAUGAAGGAUUGAAUGAAAUGGCAAAUGCACUGUUUGAGAAGGGACAAUUGACUGGUAGACUGACAUCAAGGUCAUAUGCUGCAAUUAUGGAUGUUUAUGCUGAAAAGGGACUUUGGGCUGAAGCUGAGGCUGUGUUCUUCAGUAAGAGGGACAUAUCUGGACAAAAGAAGGAAGUUCUAGAGUACAAUGUCAUGAUCAAGGCUUAUGGUAAGGCAAGGCUGUAUGACAAAGCUUUUUCACUUUUCAAGAGAAUGAAAAAUCAUGGGACAUGGCCAGAUGAAUGUACUUUUAAUUCUCUUAUCCAAAUGUUUGCUGGGAGUGAUCUAGUGGACCAAGCAAGGGACUUACUGGCUGAGAUGAGAGAAGCAGGAUUUAAACCAUCCUGUCUGACUUUCUCAUCAGUGAUUGCAAAUUAUGCCCGAAUUGGGAGAUUUUCUGAUGCAAUUAGUGUCUUCCAAGAGAUGUCAAAAGCAGGUGUAAGACCAAACGAAGUUGUUUAUGGAUCAUUGAUAAAUGGGUUUGCAGAAGCUGGAAAAUUUGAAGAAGCAGUUUCCCAUUUCCACAAUAUGGAAGCAUCUGGGUUUCCAGCAAACCAAAUAAUUUUAACCUCCAUGAUUAAGGCAUUUAGUAAAGUUGGAUCUGCUGAAGGAGCAAAACGACUGUAUGAGAAGAUGAAGAACAUGGAAGGUGGUCCUGAUAUAGUGGCAUCCAACAGUAUGCUUAAUCUUUAUGCCGAAUUAGGAAUGGUCUCUGAAGCAAAACUGAUGUUUGAUCAUUUGAAAGAAAAAGGUUGGGCAGAUGGUGUCACAUUUGCUACCAUGAUGUAUGUUUAUAAGAACAUGGGCAUGCUUGAUGAAGCUAUUGCUGUUGCUGAGGAGAUGAAAGCUUCUGGUUUGCUGAGGGAUUGUGUUGCAUUUAAUAAGGUGAUGGCAUGUUAUGCUACAAAUGGCCAGCUAGUUGCCUGCGGCCAGUUGUUGCAUGAAAUGGGUGAGCAAAAGCUUUUGCCAGACACAGGGACCUUCAAAGUAUUAUUUACAGUAUUGAAGAAGGGAGGUCUUCCAACUGAAGCAGUUAGACAACUUGAGUCAUCUUAUCAGGAAGGAAAACCUUUUGCAAGGCAAGCUGUGAUAACCUGUGUUUUUUCUGUAGUUGGUUUGCAUGCUUUUGCACUUGAAUCCUGUCAAAUCCUUGUGAAAGCAGAGAUUGCCCUUGGUUCAUUUGCUUAUAAUGCAGCAAUAUAUGCUUAUGGGGCUUCAGGGAACAGUGCUGAGGCAUUGAAUGUGUUCAUGAGAAUGCAAGAUAAGGGAGUAGAACCUGACGUUGUCACCCUCAUUCAUCUUGUAAGUUGUUAUGGGAAGACUGGCAUGGUUGAAGGCAUAAAACGAAUUCACAGCCAAUUGAAAUAUGGAGACAUUGAGCCCAGUGAAUCACUAUAUGAGGCUAUCAUAAGUGCCUACAGAAACACCAACAGGAAUGACCUUGCUGAGCUGGUGAAUCAAGAGAUUAAAUUUGCUUUUGAUGUAAAACCAUGCUUUGAUUCUGCCACUGAGGAUGUCUCUGAAGGAAGUUCUUUCAGUCCACAAGCAUCAGAAGAGGAAGCCGGAGAUGCAUAGUAAUUUUGGCCGGGCAUAAUCUGUUAUGGUUACAGAAAGUGAAUACUUCAUAUGCUGGCUCUUAAAAGCUAUACAAUUAGUAAAGCAUUUCUGCUACUAUUAAUGUUAGUAUACUUGUUCAAUGUAUGACCAGUGUGAUUAUGAGUCAUGGGGCUUUCUGUUUGGAGAGUUUGAAUAUAAGAGGAUUGGUUUGACCAUCUUUAAUUAACCUUUAAAGGCAUCGAUUGCUGCAUUAUAUGGUGCUGUAAGAGCUGAAAGAGAAGGCUACAAGGAAAACCAAAAGGAAAAAAUUACAUAGGUUUCAAGUUGUUUGAUGCAUGAAUUGCUGUACUAUAUGCCCUUCUCUUCCAAAUAUUUUUGAAGGAGCUGUUGUUGGCAACAACAAUUAAGUUCACCAUGCGAAAAGCUUCUGAGGAUUCAUUGCUGUAAUUGUCUGACAUUGGGAUAUGAAGCUGUUUUAAACCUGGAGAGGAUGCAAACAUGCUUGGAUGACUGGACAGAAGAGUUGUGCUUACCUUUAGCAAAAAAUUCAUUGACCUGAGUCAGACAAGAUGUCAGUGUUAGUACAGCUUCUGGACAAUCUAAUCCUAAUUGAAUUUGACAGCAAGUUAUCUUCUGGAUCUUGCUAUCUUCCUCUGUAGAAUAUGUUUCCAUUCAGUGAGGUAACUAUGAAGCAGAAAGAAUAAAAGAACCAAAGAAAUAUAUAGGCAGGCAACAAAGAUGGAGACAGAGACUGUGAGAUGGACCGUGCUUCAUCCUGGCAGCAUUUGGACAUCAUGGCCAAGUAAACUGCUAUUUCAGAGGUUGCUCUUCAAAGCUGCAUGACAUAUACUAUGAUUUUCUCUCACCGGCUGGUGGAUCACUCACAGUUCACUGAUAUUUCAGGCUUUGUAAUUUGAAAUAUACAUGUUCUGACUUGAUACUUCAAGAAUAGGAUGGCGAAAUGACACUUCAGAAGAUUAAUUCAGUUCCUAA